AUGGCUCCAUCAACAUGCUGUGGAAAGAAGGGCGAGAAUGCCAGUGGAAAGGGUUGUGUUUGUGCUUUUCAAGCAAGAUGUUCGUGCGGCCAAAAGAAAGCUCUCGAAUGUACAUGCGGAAGCGCCGAGUAUGAAAAUAAGAUCGAGGGCGCCAGAUGUAGUUGCCGUGCCCGCGCAGCCGGUGCUUGUACUUGCGAGCGUGCUACUGAGGAAAAUAAAGUUCCUGCUGGGGAUUUGUGUGGAUGUGGGGCUAGACCUGUUGAUGCAUGCACAUGUGAAAAAGCUACAGAUGGUGGUUUACUUCCUACGGAGACGGAUUUCACUAGUAAGGCUUAG
Sclerotinia borealis F-4128 is the source of this 336-nucleotide messenger RNA. Lineage: Eukaryota; Fungi; Ascomycota; Leotiomycetes; Helotiales; Sclerotiniaceae. The record is from the annotation of a GenBank genome assembly.